AUGACUACAACGAAUGCUAUUAAAGAUUUGUUGGAAGUUCACGAGGAUAAAGAGAGCAAUUUGGUUUUUGAAAAGAACGUCUCUAUUCCUCGAGAAUCAACUUUUCCCAUCAGAUGUAAUGUGUAUCGCCCAAUUGCUGCUGAGGGUGAAAAAUUCCCUGUUCUGGUAACUUAUGGUCCAUAUGGGAAAGACAUCCCAUACGAGAACUUUCACGCAGAUUCGUUCCGGGAAGUAAAUCCCGAGCACAAAUCAGAAUAUAGCGCGUGGGAAACGCCAGAUCCAGUGUUCUGGACCAAGCAUGGCUACGUUGUCGUUCGGGCUGAUGAGCGGGGCUUGGGCCAGUCCCCUGGGUUGCUGGAUACCAUGUCGAGAGGAACAAGCGAGUGCUUUUUUGAUGUUGUGGAAUGGGCCGCUGUACAACCCUGGUCGUCUGGAAAAGUUGGUCUGCUAGGAAUAAGCUACUACGCAGGAAGCCAAUGGCGAGUAGCUGCCAGGCGCCCAAAAGGGUUGGCAGCAAUUGUUCCUUGGGAAGGUAUGUCUGAUUACUACCGCGACCGUUGCAGACACGGCGGUAUACUUUCAAAUGCCUUUAUUCGAUUUUGGUGGAACCGGCAAGUCAUCACCAACCAAUAUGGCAAACCUGGUCGUGCAGCAGCGAAAUGGGGUGAAGAUACCGCAGAAGGUGAUCUUUCACCUGAAGUCCUGGCCGCAAAUAGACGUGAUCAAAAUGAUGACAAUGCCGCCAAUCACUUCCGAGACGAUGACUACUAUGCAUCUAAAGACUUCAAUUUGGAGGAUAUUGAGGUCCCAGUGCUUAGUGUAGCGAAUUGGGGCGGAAUAUUGUUGCAUCUGAGGGGAAACGUGGAGGGCUGGACCUGGGCUGGAUCUAAAUUCAAAUACCUCCGAUUCAUUGUUGGACGACACGACCUCCCAUUCUACUACCACGACGAAGUUGAAGUUCAGAAGAGCUUUUUAGAUGCAUUUCUCAAGGACAAGGACUCGGCCGGCUGGUCUGAACCUGGCAAGGUGGCGCCGGUAAGUAUGGUCUUGCGCAAGGGCAAUGUAGGAUUCAACAACCCCGAAUUCGAAGCCACAUAUGCUCGGCGAGAAGAAUCCACCUGGCCUAUCGCACGAACGCAAUACACCAACUACCACCUCCACCCUGAUGGCACUCUUUCUACAGCGCCGUCUUCGGUCCCAGGGAUGAAAUCAUACCAAGCACUUGGCACACUCGACAACCCACAAUCGCUUCAAUUCACAACGCCGCCAUUCGAGCAAGACACUGAAAUCACCGGCCACAUCGUGGCACGUCUGAACGUCUCUGUAUCCGUCACCCCGGACUCUGAUACUGAACACGAGAAAGAUAUUGACCUUUUCCUCACCCUCCGUUACCUCGCCCCAUCAGGCGAGGAAGUCCACUACACAGGUACAGCAGGUGACCCCAUCCCUCUCGCCAAAGGCUGGCUACGCGUCUCCCAGCGCAAAACCGACGAUAAGAACCCCAAACACCGAUCCUACCUUCCAUACAGGAGAUACUUCAAAGAAGACGUACAAGACGUGCAGCCGGGAGUUGUCUAUGCUGUUGAUGUUGAGGUGUGGCCUACGAAUGUGCUUGCUGAGAAGGGGGGACGGUUGGUGCUUGAGGUUGCUAGUGGGGAUACGCAGGGCAGUGGGGUGUUUCAGCAUAAUAGUGAGGUUGAUAGGUCGAAGAGCAGAUUCGCGGGCUUGAAUCACGUACACUUUGGAGAAAGGCUUGAAAAUUAUGUCACGCUACCAGUUAUCCCAAAUAAAGGCUAG
Molecule: messenger RNA, 1797 nt
Organism: Lachnellula hyalina
Lineage: Eukaryota; Fungi; Ascomycota; Leotiomycetes; Helotiales; Lachnaceae
Product: putative serine esterase
Exons: 4
Coding region: 1-1797 (598 amino acids)
Molecular function (GO): dipeptidyl-peptidase activity
Source: RefSeq, a predicted model, not a curated record